Ananas comosus (pineapple) is the source of this 1927-nucleotide messenger RNA. RefSeq names its product trinucleotide repeat-containing gene 18 protein-like. Gene Ontology annotation, molecular function: channel activity. Bases 1 to 1587 code for a protein of 528 amino acids. NCBI's taxonomy places the organism in Eukaryota, Viridiplantae, Streptophyta, Magnoliopsida, Poales, Bromeliaceae. Gene Ontology annotation, biological process: transmembrane transport. Gene Ontology annotation, cellular component: membrane. The record is from RefSeq and is a predicted model, not a curated record. The transcript has 6 exons.
AUGCCUGCACCAUUACCACUAUUGAAGAAGAAGAAGAAGCUUGCGCUGCAGGCGCGCCCGCGUGUCCGCCCGUCGCCGCCUGCAGUGCACGCCCCGCCCGAACCUCUGACCCGCACCGCGGCUGCCAGCGCCGCGCCGCCAAGGAGCAGCCCGCGAUGCAGCCGCCUUCCCCCGCCUUGCGCGACGCCUCAAGCCGGCUGUCGUCGGCCCCGCGGCCCGGGGGCCGACAGAUCGGCAGCGAAACCCAAGCAGCAGCCGGAGCGAGCGUCCGACCGGCCUUGCGCGAAUGGCGAGUGCAAAGCAGGCGACGCCGGUACGCUGUCGGACCGGACAGUCGGCCGGGGCCAAUCCGGGAUCGCCUCCGCUUCCAGCCCGCCAGGCGAAGAACUCCGCCAGCCUCUUCCUCCGCCGCAGCCGCGCGACAGCGACGUACACUCGCGUACGGCUGGGCGGCAGACGAGUGGUUCCUGGCAACGGAGACGGACGUUCGACGGCGGCCAUGGGGGCCGCCGCGCCAUCGGCAGUGGAUCUCGCGGCGACGCGACGGAUCGACAAAGAACCCGGUGGGGGGGUGGCUCCGGCAGCCGGCCAGCGUGGAUAAGGAUGGAGGUUCGUGCGGCGCGGCUGGAGAGUGAGGGUCGAGUGCAGGAGGCAACGUGUUUGAAGACAGCGAGGUUCCAAACUUUCUCCUUUCUCUCUCUCCUCCCCUCCCCUUCUUCUUCUUCUUCUUCUUCGUCUUCGUCUUCGUCUUCGUCUUCCUCUUGCUCUUUAAUUUUUUCCUCAUCUUCUCCGGCGCAGUUGCGCUCCGUCUCCGGCGAUCGAUCGAUGUCGCAAUCGGAGCAGCCGAUGUUAAGGAAUUACAGAAACUGCUUCACUGAUGAUGCUGAACAUCAGGGCUUUCAUUGCUCAACAUGUCAUCCUCAUGAAGUUCCCCUCAUGAAGAAGGUUGCUGCAGAAUUUGUGGCCACCUUCAUCUUGAUCUUCAGUGCUGCUGCAACACCAAUAGUGGAUCAGAAGUACGGUGGUGUAGAAGCACUUACAGGGAAAGCAGUUUCAGCUGCAGCACCGGUCACAGUUAUGAUCAUCUCCAUGGGGCAUAUCUCUGGGGCUCAUAUGAAUCCAUCAGUCACAUUGGCUCUAGCACUGUUUAAACAUUUCCCUCUGCUGAAUGUUGCUCCCUACAUGGUGGCUCAGGUGUUGGGAUCCAUCUCUGCCUCAUUUGCUCUUAAGGCCAUCUUCAGUCCUUUCCACUCUGGUGGGGUUACUGUUCCUACUGUCAGCACUUCCCAGGCUUUCUUCCUUGAGUUUCUCAUCACUUUCAUCCUCUUGCUUGUUAUCACUGCAACAGCUGCAGAUCCACAAGCUGUAAAAGAAGUGAUAGGAAUAACAGUUGGGACUACUGUUUUGAUGAAUGUUUUCAUUGCAGGGCCAUCAACAGGGGGAUCAAUGAACCCUGUGAGAACAUUGGGACCAGCAGUGGCAGCAGGGAAUUACAGCCAUAUUUGGGUGUACAUGGUGGCCCCAACUUUAGGGGCUAUUGCAGGCACUGGAACAUACACUUUUAUGCAAGUGCAAGUAAAAAAAUAACUAACACUGGUCCCAAAAGGCUUGGAUCUUCAUCACAGGAAAGAGAAAAAGUAUGUUGAUAGUGAAAAUCAAGAUGGUGAUCACAGUGAAACAACAACUUCUGUUACUAUUCUAUGUUUCAUGGUACUCCAUCCUGAUUUCUUGCAUGCAAUGAGUUGGAACUUGGAAGUUGGAACUCAAAUGAGAGUAGGAUUUUUAGCUCUUAUAAAAAGUUUAGACAUGUAAAUAAGCAAUUCCAUGUCAAUAGUGUUUCAUAUGGUGUUUUCUUCCCAUAUUUAAUCUGUUCUCUACUAUUGAAUUGAAAAUCAUCUUGAAAACUUUUUUUUUUCAAGAUCAUCUA